This is a messenger RNA of Anguilla anguilla (European eel), 1132 nucleotides long. RefSeq names its product GINS complex subunit 3 (gene gins3). Bases 140 to 775 code for a protein of 211 amino acids. The record is from RefSeq and is a predicted model, not a curated record. Lineage: Eukaryota; Metazoa; Chordata; Actinopteri; Anguilliformes; Anguillidae. The transcript is spliced from 3 exons. Gene Ontology annotation, cellular component: GINS complex. Gene Ontology annotation, biological process: mitotic DNA replication initiation.
CUCGUCUUGAAUUGAAGUGACGACACAGAUCAUUUGAAGGCUCGCGCCAAACAAGCUGCGGGUCAAAAGCAGGUUUUCGGCUAUUAGAAAGUGGUGGAAAGCUGUUAUAAUUUCGGUCGGAAAAGCUGUUAGUCUGCAAAUGGACGUACAAUCGUACAUGCCCGUACAACCGGGAGUGGGGAUGGAGGAGAAUUUCUUGUCUCUUGACGACAUUUUGCUUUCUCAGGAAAGGCUACCUUGUCGAACCGAGACCACUUUUCCUCGACUGGGAUUUCUGGAGAAAUCGAGUGACACACGAGACAUACCAGAGGGCUCAAAGAUGGAGAUGCCGCUGUGGUUGGCGAAGGGUCUGUACGAGCGCAAGCGGCGCGUGCUGUCGGUGGAGCUGCCGAAGGUGUACCGCGAGGGUUGGCGGACGGUGUUCAGCGCCGACCCCACCGUGGUGGACCUGCACAAAAUGGGGCCCUACUACUACGGCCUGGGGUCGCAGCUGUUGCACUUCCAGAACCCCGAGAAUCCAGAGAUCGCCCAGGCGGUGCUGCAGACCUUUAUCGGCCGUUUCCGGCGCACGAUGGACUCGGCCCAGAACGCCUAUAACGAGGACACGUCGGCGCUGGUGGAGCCGCUGGACAGCCUGGAGAGGGCGCUGUUCCGGGUGGGGCAGGGCGGCCUGAACGCAUUCCAGCGCUGGGAGACGGGCAGCGCCUCCCGGCUCACCGCCUCCAGCCUGGUGCUCAACUACCGCAAGAGGAAGAUCACCGACCUGCAGGACUGAGACUGUAAUGCACUUGCAUCAUACACCUGCAUCACACGCCUGCAUCAUACACCAUCAUACACCUGCAUCACACGCCUGCAUCAUACACCAUCACACACCUGCAUCAUACACCAUCACACACCUGCAUCAUACACCAUCAUACACCAGCACACGCCUGCAUCAUACACCUGCAUCACACGCCUGCAUCAUACACCAUCAUACACCUGCAUCAUACACCAUCACACACCUGCAUCAUACACCAUCACACACCUGCAUCAUACACCAUCAUACACCAGCACACGCCUGCAUCAUACACCUGCAUCACACGCCUGCAUCAUACACCAUCAUACACCUGCAUCAUACACCAUCACACACCUG